AUGCCUCAGGAUAUGCCGCCCGUGGGGGGUUACCAGGCUGUGCAGUACAAGCGCAACUUGCCCGCCCGUGGAUUCCGUCCCGGCACAAUGUUGAUCGGUAUGGGACUGGUGAUGGGAUACGGAUGGUAUCAGUUGACCAAGGGUAUCCGGGAAGCCAAGUACACAGAUGCUGCACUGCUCAACGGGAGGCAGCAGGCAUGGAUACCAGAGGCACGCAACGAUGAACAUACACCUAGGGAGGAAUGGAGCAAUCAGACGGGACACGUGGUUUCGAGGAGGACAGUGCUGACAAGACACAGCGAGCUGGCGAGAGAGAAGAUGUGGGCGCGCAUUCACCUUAUCCCCCUCCUCCAAGCCGAGGAGGACCGCGACCAGGUUCGUAGGUGGUACGCCGACCAGGCGAGAGAGAAGGAGCUGUUGGGCGAGAACACCAAGGUCUACCACAACGAGAGGGUCUAUGGGGAUUUGGAGGAAGAUAGCUAA
Colletotrichum lupini is the source of this 483-nucleotide messenger RNA. Its product is annotated as GRIM-19 protein. The coding region runs from base 1 to 483 and encodes 160 amino acids. Lineage: Eukaryota; Fungi; Ascomycota; Sordariomycetes; Glomerellales; Glomerellaceae. The transcript is spliced from 4 exons. The record is from RefSeq and is a predicted model, not a curated record.